AUGUUGGGGGAAAUCAAGGAACUGAGGGAAUCUCUAACGUUUUUCAACAGGCAGUAUGAAGAUUUAAAAUUGGCUUUGGACGAAAGGAAUACAUUAGUCGAUAACUUAAGAAGAGACAAUGAUAAGCUGAAUCUAGCAGUAGACAAAUUGACGCAUCGGCUCCACCUAGUUGAACAAAAUAUGAGAGACAGCAAUAUCGAAAUAAAUGGCAUUCCGGAACACAGACACGAGAACUUAAACAAUGUUGUUGAAGAACUCAUUAAAACUGUAGAUGCACCAGUAUCUGCUGAGGAGAUUAUUCAUGUAACACGGGUUUCUAAGCUGAGCAAAGACAGCAAGCGGCCACGUGUGUAA
Parnassius apollo (apollo) is the source of this 354-nucleotide messenger RNA. NCBI's taxonomy places the organism in Eukaryota, Metazoa, Arthropoda, Insecta, Lepidoptera, Papilionidae. The record is from the annotation of a GenBank genome assembly.